Molecule: messenger RNA, 984 nt
Organism: Cyphellophora attinorum
Lineage: Eukaryota; Fungi; Ascomycota; Eurotiomycetes; Chaetothyriales; Cyphellophoraceae
Exons: 2
Coding region: 1-984 (327 amino acids)
Biological process (GO): positive regulation of ATP-dependent activity; protein folding
Cellular component (GO): cytosol
Molecular function (GO): ATPase activator activity; protein-folding chaperone binding
Source: RefSeq, a predicted model, not a curated record
AUGGUCCUCCACAACCCAAACAAUUGGCACUGGGUCAACAAGGACGGCGGUCCCUGGGCUCAAAAAUGGCUAGAGAACAAUGUGGUCGGCCUCUCUGCCGAAGCCGGUGAGGUCUCUGCAAAGAUCUCGAAGGUCAUCUCUAUGGAUGGCGAUGUCGAAGUCAGCCAGCGCAAAGGCAAGGUCAUCUCCAUCUUCGACGUAGCACUCAAGUUCGAGUAUGACGGCAAGAAUGCCGAAGGCACAGACACAAGUGGCACGAUACGGGUUCCCGAAUGCGCUUAUGACACCGAGCACGAUGAAUUUGUGUUUGAGAUUGAUAUAUAUAGCGAGACAAAGGAGAAGCAGCCGGUCAAGGACUUGGUGAGGAGCAAGAUUGUCCCGCAGUUGAGAGACACACUGGUCAAGUUGGGUCCUGCUCUAAUCUCAGAGCAUGGCAAGGACCUACAACAUGCGCCGGGCUCGAACCCGUCGAGUGGCUUCUCGACGCCGACAUGGCAUCCUAACAAGGAGCGAACACCAAUCCCGUCUGCUUCGUCCACAGCUACCAGCACCGCUGGCAAGUCUUCCAUCAACACCACGACAGUCACCGCCACCGAUGAGUUCCGAACUACGGCGGAGGAGAUGUAUCAGACUUUCACAGACCCCCAGCGGUUAGCUGCCUUCACGCGAGCACCACCGAAAGUGUUUGAGGGAGCAAAGCCGGGUGCCAAAUUCGCAAUCUUCGAUGGCAAUGUUACGGGCGAGUACGUGUCCCUAGAAGGGCCGAAGAAGAUCGUCCAGAAAUGGCGACUUGCGCAGUGGCCGGAAGGUCACAUGAGUAGCCAGGAGAUUGUCUUCGAUCAAAACGACGUCGAUCGCGUUACCAACAUGAGAGUCACCUGGACUGGUGUUCCUGUUGGCCAGGAGGAGGUCGUGCGGCGGAAUUGGGAAGGCUACUAUGUUCGCAGUAUCAAGCAGACCUUUGGCUUCGGCACCAUUCUCUGA